Molecule: messenger RNA, 2124 nt
Organism: Boleophthalmus pectinirostris (great blue-spotted mudskipper)
Lineage: Eukaryota; Metazoa; Chordata; Actinopteri; Gobiiformes; Gobiidae
Gene: foxn4
Product: forkhead box N4
Exons: 10
Coding region: 146-1663 (505 amino acids)
Biological process (GO): regulation of transcription by RNA polymerase II
Molecular function (GO): transcription cis-regulatory region binding; DNA-binding transcription factor activity, RNA polymerase II-specific
Source: RefSeq, a predicted model, not a curated record
GUCAGAGCGCUGGACAGCUCCAAAGAGGGAAAUUUAAAAACGGUUUUGGAGCAUCUAGGGCAACAUACAGAAUACACUACAGGGGCUCACGAGCGGCUCACACAAUCUGCAUUAUCACCAGAAAGAGCACCACCAAUCAUAGGAAAUGAUAGAAGGUGGGAUCACCUCAAGGAUGUCAGGAAUUAUGGAAAAUGCUGGGCAUCAUCCAUCACCACAGGACUACAGGCUCCUGACCACGGAUCCUUCCCAGCUCAGAGAAGAGGACCUCCCUGGGGACCUGCAGUCUCUGUCAUGGCUUACCUCGGUGGAUGUGCCCCGGUUACAGCAGAUGGUCGAUGGCAGAGAACACAGCAACGGCAGUUUGCUGCAGCAGCAGACAGGCCAGAUAAACAGCAUACCCAUGACUGGACAAAGCUCCAUGCUUCAUCUUCAGAGCAACAUGCAGCACAGCCCCUUGGGAAUCAGUAUCAUCAACAGCCACAGUGGAAGUAUGUCUCCUUUUUCCAUGAGUGGUGUACCCUCUCCUGGAUACCAGUGCCCUACCUCAGUGUAUCAGCCUACACAACAAGUGUAUUCACUAGCUCAAAAUGGACAACAGUGUUCAGCUGGUGGAUUAUACAAUAAUGUCUCUUUUCCCAACCAAAGUAUCUACACACAACCGCGCCUCGCUCCUCAAGAACAGGAAUUACAGCCCAAGACAUUUCCCAAACCCAUUUACUCGUACAGCUGUUUGAUUGCCAUGGCAUUAAAAAACAGCAAAACUGGCAGCCUACCAGUUAGUGAGAUCUAUAGCUUUAUGAAGGAGCACUUUCCCUAUUUUAAGACUGCACCUGAUGGUUGGAAAAAUUCUGUGAGACACAAUCUUUCUUUAAAUAAAUGCUUUGAAAAAGUUGAGAACAAGGCAAGCAGCUCAUCCCGCAAAGGUUGUCUUUGGGCACUGAACCCUGCCAAAAUUGACAAGAUGGAGGAAGAGAUGCAGAAGUGGAAACGUAAGGACCUCCCAGCUAUACGCCGCAGCAUGGCUAACCCUGAUGAACUGGAUAAACUGAUCACUGACCGUCCUGAAAACUGCAGACGUAAGGCUUUAGACCCCAGCAUGACCCGGCUGCCCACCGGUCCCUCAGUCCUCCCAAUGGCCGCCCCAACACAGCUGCAGUGCCCGCCUAUAGUCACUUUGUCCCUGCCCUGUUUGCCAAUGCACCAGCACCACCAGCUCCACUCAAAGCUACAGACUCGACUACAGCCCAUGUCCCCUGCCCCAGCACAGACUCCGCCUCUACAUGUAGUCCCUGAUGUCUCCCACAGUCCACUUGCCCACCAGCCCACCAAACCACCGGAGGACUUCUACUCUGUGCAGGCUGACACACACACAGAGGUAGACACACUGGAUCCUAGCAUUAUGGACUUUGCUUUUCAAGGUAAUAUUUGGGAAGAAAUGAAAGAUGACAGCUUUAACUUGGACGCCCUGGGCAGCUUCAGUAACUCUCCACUGAGACUUUCAGACUGUGACCUGGGAUCAGCAAGUGUCCCACUGGGUUCUAACACAUCAAACCUGCCUGAUGUGCAAGUGACUGGCCUGUACACUUCAUAUCCGCCCCAGGAGCCCCCCUCCUCCCAAUACAUGAGCACAGGGGCUAGCAGCAAACCCAUCAUCUUGCUUUGAAGUCACUGAAAGAAGAUGUAAAGAUGAACUGUCACCAGCAGUCACUCUGCAGAACACAAACAGGUCAUCAAUGGAUGGAGGGCAUAAUUGAAAAGCAGUCAAACUAAGUGCAGUGACAUAAAAAGUUUAAAGUAUUUUACUUUAUUUUACAGAAAGCAAAUAUACAUUUUAAGUGACUGUUCUGCAUUUACAAUGUCCUGCCAUUCUGUAGCCUGCUGUAGCCUUGUAUUGUGAUAGACUGCUGUUUCUUAUUUAUAUUUAUAAAAUCAAUUGGAGGGGUUAGAUAUUUUAUCACUCUCAUUGAAAAUAUUUGAAUAUUUCACAGAAAGCUUUGUAUUUAACUACUGUGUCUCACUGCCUAUUGUAGGCCAAGUGAAACUUUGAGUCAUGAUUUUACACUCUGUGUUAACUGUGUAAACAAUUCACAGUAAAAAUAAGAAAUAAAAAGGAUAAACAUUGUU